This is a messenger RNA of Rosa chinensis, 3438 nucleotides long. Its product is annotated as putative receptor-like protein kinase At3g47110. Bases 1 to 3171 code for a protein of 1056 amino acids. Gene Ontology annotation, biological process: protein phosphorylation. NCBI's taxonomy places the organism in Eukaryota, Viridiplantae, Streptophyta, Magnoliopsida, Rosales, Rosaceae. The transcript is spliced from 3 exons. Gene Ontology annotation, molecular function: ATP binding; protein binding; protein kinase activity. The record is from RefSeq and is a predicted model, not a curated record.
AUGGAGCUUCAUAUGCUCAACUUCUGUGCAUUUCGGUCUACCUACCUUCAUGCCAUGACCACCCUUUUCCUUCUCACCAACCUUUUUCAACCUACCAUCUUUGCAAAUGCAUUGAGCAAUGAAACUGAUCGCUUGGCUUUGCUGAAAUUCAAAGAUUGCAUAGCCUCUGAUCCACAUGGGCUGUUGAACUCAUGGAAUGACUCCGUUCAUCACUGCAAAUGGCCUGGAAUUACUUGUGGCAGACGGCAUCAAAGAGUAACAGCCUUGAACACACGAAACGCUGUUUUGCACGGAACCAUAUCUCCUUACAUUGGCAACCUCUCCUUUCUUAGGUUCAUCACCCUUCGAAACAACAGCUUCUCUGGCAAGAUUCCGCAACAAGUUGAACAUUUAUUCCGACUCCGACAUCUCAAUCUCAGUCACAACAUGUUGGAGGGGGGAAUUCCAGUCAACCUGACCUUGUGUGCGGAACUGAGCAUCUUAAGUAUUGGAGAAAACCGCCUUACCGGAAAAAUUCCUUCAGAGAUUGGCUCAUUGAUGAAGCUUGUGUUUCUCAAUCUAGAGAUAAACAAUCUGACGGGAUCCAUCCCACCUUCCCUGGGGAAUCUUUCAUCACUUACUAUAGUUUCCUUGGCAAUGAACAAUUUGGUGGGCACCGUUCCAGAGGUGCUAGGCCGAUUGAGAAGCUUAUCAAUCUUUGCAAUUGGUAUCAAUACUCUAUCUGGUAUGAUCCCUCCCUCCCUUUUUAACAUAUCAUCUAUAAAUAUCGUCUCAAUUGAGGAUAAUAAGUUUAAGGGCAGUAUUCCACCUGGCAUAGGCCUAAACAUGCCUAAUCUCCAAAUAAUGUUCCUCGCCGGAAAUGAAUUCUCUGGACAAAUUCCAGCUUCACUUUCCAAUGCUUCUCAGCUUCUUGGGCUUGAUUUUGCGGGAAAUAAUUUUGUUGGCCAACUUCCUGCUAGUUUUGGAAAUUUUCCUAAUCUCCAGGUGCUCAACUUCGAGUUCAAUAAUCUAGGAACUAAUUCAUCAAAUGAUUUGGGAUUUAUAACAUUCUUGACAAAUUACAGCAAACUGGAGGUGUUUUCUCUGAACACUAACAACUUUGGAGGUGUUUUACCCAACUCUGUAGCCAAUUUCUCAACCCAACUGACUCAACUCUAUCUUGGGGACAAUCAAAUAGCGGGAACGAUUCCUGAAACAUUAGGAAAUCUUAACAAUUUAAUACACUUGAGCCUGGACGUAAACUUGUUCACAGGUAUCAUACCAGCUUCUUUCGGGAAGUUACAAAAACUGCAAAGAUUAUAUUUAAAUUCCAAUAGAUUAUCAGGCCGGAUCCCAUCUUCCUUAGGAAACCUCACCCAAUUGUUUGAACUCCGCUUAUCAGAAAAUGAAUUAGAAGGAAGCAUUCCUCCAAAGAUUGGUAACUGCAAAAAUCUGCACCUGAUGGAUAUAUCACACAAUAAGCUUUGUGGAGAUAUACCAUCACAGGUCAUUGGUCUGUCCUCCUUCUCUAUCUUGCUCAACUUAUCGCAAAACUCGCUAACUGGCAUUCUGCCUGUGGAAGUGGGUAAGCUGAAGAAUAUCAAUACACUGGACAUCUCUAAUAAUAAUUUGACCGGAGGAAUUCCAGAAAUUAUUGGAGGCUGUCUGAGCCUUGAAUUUCUUGACCUACAAGGGAACCACUUUCAAGGAAUCAUACCUUCUUCUUUGGCUGCUUUGAGAGGUCUUCAGUAUCUAGAUCUUUCACGAAACAACUUGUCAGGACAUAUUCCAAAAGACCUACAGAGGCUUCAAUUCUUGAUCCAUUUGAACCUUUCGUUCAAUAAUCUGGAGGGUGAGGUACCGAGAGAAAGAGUUUUUCGAAACACAAGUGCAAUAUCAUUCGAUGGAAAUGCCAAACUUUGUGGAGGUGUUUCAGAAUUGCAGCUACUAGCAUGCCCCAUCAAAGUACCAAAGCAUAGAAAGUUGCAUGGUUUCAAACUAAAGUUCACAGUUUCCUUGGUCGCUGGAUGCUCUCUUCUGUUUGCAGUGGUCUUAGCUCUUUAUUGGAGGAGAAAAACUCAAAAGACGAAACCAUUAAUAGCAGUGUCAUCAAUUAACUUCCUUCCAAAGGUUUCAUACCAGACACUUCAUCAUGCUACUGGCGGAUUCUCUCCGAGCAAUCAAAUUGGAUCAGGCGGUUUUGGCUCUGUAUACAAAGGGAUUCUUAAUCAAGAAGAAAACAACGUUGUUGCCAUCAAGGUCCUCAACCUUCAACGGAAAGGUGCUUCCAAAAGUUUUGUGGCUGAAUGCAAUGCACUGAGAAAUAUCCGGCACAGGAAUCUUGUGAAGAUCUUAACAUGUUGCUCCAGCACGGAUUACAAUGGUAAUGACUUCAAAGCUCUAGUUUUUGAGUAUAUGUCAAAUGGAAGUUUAGAGGAGUGGCUGCACAGAGAAAAUCAAUCAAGGGGUUUGAACCUUCUUCAAAGACUGAAUAUUGUUAUUGAUGUGGCUUCUGCAUUGUGUUAUCUUCAUGACUAUUGUGAACCACAAAUCAUUCACUGCGACAUGAAGCCGAGCAACAUUCUUCUUGAUGAUGACAUGGUUGCUCGUGUUGGUGAUUUUGGGUCAGCAAGACUCUUCUCAACGACCACGGACUCCUCUCAAAAUCAAAGUAGCACAGUUGGAAUAAAGGGAACCAUUGGCUAUGCUGCUCCAGAGUAUGCGAGUGGUGUUGAGCCAUCAAGACAAGGGGAUGUAUAUAGUUAUGGGGUGCUCGUGUUGCAAAUGUUCACAGGAAGAAGACCUAUCGAUGAAAUGUUUAAAGAGGGUUUGAACCUCCAUAACUUUGUCAAGAUGGCCAUACCAGGAAGAGUGAUGCAGAUUGUAGAUCCUACUCUUCUUGCCACUUUGGAAGACACAGCACCUGCAACAUCACAAAAUGUAGUGAACUACAUCAAUGGUUACAAUAAUGAAAUCGAAGCAGUUGAAGAAAACAUUGACAAUGAGAAUUUAAGCAAGAUGAACACUUAUGUGUGGAAGUGCAUACUUCCAACCCUUAAGAUUGGACUUGGAUGCUCGGAAGAAUCACCAUGGAAUAGAAUGGCUAUGGAGGAGGUCCACAGCAAGCUACACCAUAUAAAAGAUGCUUACACUGGUGUUGACAUUUGUCAAGAAAGGCCAAGAAGAAGCUGAACAAUAGUAUGGCAUGGGAAGCGAGGUGUCAAUAUUAUGUGAGUUAUACUAUUAACGAAGAUGUCUAAAGGUAGGAUGAUAGCUUGAAAGUGUGGAAGAAAUAAGCUGUAGCUACUAAUAAGUGAGUGCUUGAUUUCGAUUUCUACGUUAUGAGUUGUUUAUUGUGGUAGAUUUCUCCUAAGAUCCAAUGGAGACCAGCGAUGUUGUAUCUUAAUUAUGUGUAAUAAGUGAUGUAAUCCAAUUGAGUUGGUGAGAAUUAUCAGAGAA